Beta vulgaris subsp. vulgaris (sugar beet) is the source of this 2526-nucleotide messenger RNA. Its product is annotated as protein RTF1 homolog. Gene Ontology annotation, cellular component: Cdc73/Paf1 complex. NCBI's taxonomy places the organism in Eukaryota, Viridiplantae, Streptophyta, Magnoliopsida, Caryophyllales, Amaranthaceae. The record is from RefSeq and is a predicted model, not a curated record. The transcript is spliced from 2 exons. The coding region runs from base 281 to 2206 and encodes 641 amino acids. Gene Ontology annotation, molecular function: DNA binding; RNA polymerase II C-terminal domain phosphoserine binding.
UAUAAAAAAAAGACAAAAGAAAAUCGCGACAAGAUCAAAGCAUCGUAUUCGCUCCAUUGCUAGAAAAACAAGAGUAGAUAAAGUGAAGAGAGAGAAAAAGAAAUUUUGGAGAGAGAAAGUAAGCGAGAUGAUGAACAGUGAACGAAAGAGAAAACUUCGGAGAAUGAAGAUCUACUCAGCUACUCCUUUGAGAUCGCCGAAGAUCUAGCACAAUAACUUUUUUUUCAAUUUUAAUUCUGAGCAGUAGGAGUCAUCAAAACUGAUAGAGAAGUUGCAGAUUAUGGCGGACUUGGAAAACUUGCUGCUAGAGGCAGCUGGAAGAACUGGAGGUUCAGGUAGAAGCAGGCACUCGGCUCCACCAUCCAGGCGACGACGUGAAAGUGCCUAUUCGGAUGAUGGUAGCGACUCAAAGGAUGAAGAUUCGGAUGAUAAUCGUGGUUAUGGGGGAAGAAAGCACAAUGGACCCCAAGUCCCACUUAAAAAGAGGGGCAAAGAUCGAGACGACAAUCAGGGAAGCCAGGAUGAUGAAGAGGGCGAGGAAGGUUCUGGUCGGGGAGGUGUAAGUGGUGAUGAUUCUGAUGUUGGGAGUGAUCUAUAUAAGGAUGAGGAUGAUAGACAACAGCUUGCUCAGUUGACUGAACUUGAGAGAGAGUUAAUCUUAUCUGAUCGAGCAACAAAGCUUGAUGAUAAGAAGUUACAUGAAAGAGUUAAAUCAAGGUGGAAGAAUGAUAAUAAGCCUCAGCCUAAGAGGGAGAGCACUCCUCCUUUAGCUUCCUCUCGUGGGGUACGCACAUCUGCACGGUCAGCAGAUCGAGCUGCUCAUAAGGCCGAUGCUUUGAAUGAGUUGCGAGCAAAGCGGAUGAGGCAACAGGGCAUAGAUGCAGCUAGAAGUGGUUCAGGGUCGCGGCGUUACUCACCCCUCAAAAGAAAAACUUUUCCUUCGGCUGGACUGAGCAGCUCCAGCCAGAGCGAUAGUGAAAGUGAUUCUCAAAGUGAAGAUGGAAGAUCAAAGAGGGCUAGGAGAAUGGAUGAUAGUGAUGAUGAAAUGUCCAAGCCUAAGUCCAAUAUUCCUACAUAUGAAGACGUCAGGGGAAUUACAAUUAGGAGGUCGAAAUUAGCAAAAUGGUUAAUGGAGCCUUUCUUCGAGGACUUGAUUGUCGGUUGUUUUGUAAGAGUAGGCAUUGGUAUGAAGUCUGGACAAAACAUCUAUAGGUUAUGCAUUGUUCGCAAUGUGGAUGCCUCCGACCCUGAUAGACAAUAUAAGCUGGAAAACAAGAUGACUUACAAGUAUUUGAAUUGUGUCUGGGGUAGUGAGAGCUCUGCUGCUAGAUGGCAGAUGGCUAGAAUUUCUGACGCUCCUCCUCUUGAAGAAGAGUACAACCAGUGGAAGAAAGAGGUGGAGCGCACGAGUGGAAGGAUGCCAACAAAGCAAGAAGUUGCCGAAAAGAAGGAAGAGAUUGAGAAAACAAACUCCUUUGUUUACUCAGCAGAAACUGUGAAACAUAUGUUACAGGAGAAGAAGUCAGCAGCCACAAGGCCUUUGAACAUUGCAGCUGAGAAGGAAAAGCUGAAAAGAGAAAUGGAAGCAGCCCAAUACAGGAACGACGAAGCUCAGGUAGAGAAGAUUAAGGCUAGAUUAGAGGAACUGGCAGCUGUCCGGCUAGCACAGGAUAAUAAAAAUUCCAAGGCACACAGGUUAUCAGAGAUGAACAAAAAGAAUAGAGUUGAAAACUUCAAAAAUGCAUAUGAUCUGAAGCCUGUAAACACUAACCUCAAGUCAGGAGAAGCUGGGUAUGAUCCUUUCUCUAGGAGGUGGACUAAGUCUACGAAUUACUAUGCUGCAGGUAUUAAGAGUAAAGCAAAUGGUGAAGUUGCAGAAAUUACUGAGAUUAAGGGAGGAGAAAAGUCUGGAGUUGUUGCCACAGUAGCAGCCUUAGAGGCUGCCGCUGAUGCUGGGAAGUUGGUAGAUACAAUUGCCCCAGUAGACCAAGGAAUAGAAACUAAUCUGCUGCACAAUUUCGAUCUGCCAAUCUCGUUGAACACAUUGCACAAAUUUGGUGGGCCCCAGGGUGUUUUAGCAGGGUUUAUGACAAGGAAGCAGAGGAUCGAGGCAACAAUUGGACUUCAAGUGCCCGAGAAUGAUGGUCGUAGACAUGCAUUGACUCUAUCAGUGAGCGAUUACAAGAGACGAAGAGGGUUGUUAUGAAUUUAUGCUAUCUCAGUAUCUGUUUGUGUUGGACAUAUGACUGUUUUUACCCAUCAAAAGAACCCAGAUUGUUGGUGGGUUGCCAACUAUAUAAGUCUGUAACAUUAGAUUUCACACACACAGUAUAUUUAUAUUCCUUUGUGUUCUAAUAAUCCCAAGUUUUUCCAGUGCUCCAACUUCCAAGCCCGGAAAUAUCCCUCGUGCACUCAUGUAAUAUCUUAAAAUAAAGAUAGGAUUCAGGUUCUAGUGUUUGUACUGAUACUUCGUGGUAAAUUUCUCCCCAUUCUUAGUUUGUGAUCAUCAAUUUUUACCUUUCUGCU